Emiliania huxleyi CCMP1516 is the source of this 766-nucleotide messenger RNA. RefSeq lists its product as hypothetical. Lineage: Eukaryota; Haptophyta; Isochrysidales; Noelaerhabdaceae. The coding region runs from base 52 to 360 and encodes 102 amino acids. The transcript is spliced from 2 exons. The record is from RefSeq and is a predicted model, not a curated record.
CACUCGCACUCACCACCAACACGAAGUCUGCAGCCGCUGCCUGCCUCCCCAAUGUCGACGAUGCGGCCACGCUCCCACAGCACCGACUUUACAAUCCCCAGCCUCUCCCGCACGAAUGAGCUGAUCGUCUCGAACAACUCUCACGAGGAACAGUUCAUUCUUGUGGACGAACCGCAUUCGCCGACGACGCCUACGCCGUCCACGAGCGCGUUUGUGAUUCUCGGCCGCGGCGGCCAGAUCGAAUCGUCAGAGGGCUGCCUCUCUCCAUCGGAGCGCAAGCACUUCUUCAAGCAGGCAGGACUGGCGAGCCCUCUGCGCCGGGCGUCGACGGAUCGCGAGGUCCCCGGCUUCUUCCUCUGACCCACGCGGCGCCUGCACGUAGAGGCGAUUCGUGUGUGGUACGAGGCCGGCGCAGGGGUCUGGUUUGUGGGACUCGAUCGUAUUGGUCCUGGUACUGGGGGGUGAUUGUCACAGUGAGAGAUUGUCCGUGCUGAGAGAUAGAGAGAGAGAGAGACUCUGAUGGAGGGACGUGCAUGCAGCUAGACAUGCAGCAUGGGUUGGACGAGAUGAACUAGUGUCUAGUCGCCCCGCACACAAAAAGGGCGUGUGUGUUAGUGUAUGUCUGAUGUGGGGGGGAGAUGGGGUGGACGGAGGUGGUCGAGGUUAGCAUGAUAACUGAUUAGAGUAGUACCACACGCAAUCCACAAUGACAAUCACACAAAGAAGGGGGCGAGAUCCGAGAAAACUUCAAGAGAGACGUGUAUAU